AGUCUCUUUCUUGUGCCCCUCGAAUCCCAUUUCUCACUCUCUCUCUCUCUCUCUCUGGAGCUCUCGAGUCUUCUUCCUCUCAGAUUUUCAGAGCUGGGAGAUCUUGGCUGGUGAACUGAACUUGUUGGCUUUGGCUUUAGAUGAAUUAUAUCUUUAUAGAGAUCUGACGCAAAUUCGUCUUGAGCUAUUCGAAAAAUGGAGUUUUUUGAUCGAUUUAGGAUCGGGGUCUUGGUCAUUUGCUUGAUUUUUAAUUUGGGUCAUGGGUUUUACCUCCCCGGUAGUUACCCCCAUAAGUAUGUUGAUGGAGAUUUCUUGAAUGUGAAAGUGAAUUCUCUGACCUCCAUCGAUACCGAAAUGCCCUUCAGUUACUACAGUUUACCCUUCUGUAAGCCUCCAGAGGGUGUUAAGGAUAGUGCUGAAAAUCUCGGUGAGCUUCUCAUGGGAGAUCGGAUUGAGAACUCGCCUUAUCGAUUCAAGAUGUACAACAACGAAUCGGAUAUCUUUCUCUGCAAAUCUGAACCAUUGUCACCUGAUCACUUCAAGAUCUUGACGAAGAGGAUCGAUGAGAUGUACCAGGUUAACUUGAUCCUUGAUAACUUGCCAGCCAUUCGGUACACCCAGAAAGAAAGUUACACCCUGCGGUGGACUGGUUACCCUGUUGGAGUUAAGGUCAAGGACUCUUACUAUAUCUUUAACCAUUUGAAGUUUAAGGUUCUUGUUCAUGAGUAUGAGGAUGCCAAUAUGGCACGUGUGAUGGGCACUGGUGAUGCAGCAGAGGUCAUCCCAACGAUAGCGAAAGGAUCUGAAGUGCCUGGGUACAUGGUUGUAGGAUUUGAGGUCAUUCCUUGCAGUAUUAUGCAUAAUGCCGACUCAGUGAAGAACGUGAAGAUCUAUGAAAAAUACCCAUCUCCCAUAAAAUGUGAUCCAACCUCUGUGUCUGUUCCGAUUAAGGAAGGGCAGCCAAUUGUUUUCACCUAUGAGGUUGAAUUUGAGAAGAGUGACAUAAAGUGGCCUUCACGUUGGGAUGCAUAUUUGAAGAUGGAGGGAUCCAAGGUUCAUUGGUUCUCCAUUCUCAAUUCCCUGAUGGUGAUCACUUUCCUUGCUGGUAUUGUUCUUGUAAUCCUUUUGAGGACUGUUCGACGUGAUCUUACCCGUUACGAGGAGCUCGACAAGGAGGCUCAAGCUCAAAUGAACGAGGAGUUGUCUGGUUGGAAGCUUGUUGUAGGGGAUGUUUUCCGUGCCCCAAGUCAUCCAUCCCUCCUGUGUAUAAUGGUUGGUGAUGGAGUUCAGAUUCUUGGGAUGGCAGUGGUCACCAUUUUGUUUGCUGCUCUUGGAUUCAUGUCGCCGGCUUCUCGAGGGACACUUAUUACAGGUAUGCUAUUUUUCUAUAUGAUUCUUGGAAUUGUAGCUGGAUAUGUUGCAGUUCGCCUGUGGAGGACAAUUGGCUGUGGAGAUUCCAAGGGAUGGGUUUCAGUUUCAUGGAGAGCUGCAUGUUUCUUCCCUGGAAUCGCCUUCUUGAUUCUGACCACUCUGAAUUUCCUGUUAUGGGGUAGUCACAGCACAGGAGCCAUUCCAUUUUCUCUGUUUGUCAUUCUGCUUUUGCUCUGGUUCUGCAUUUCGGUUCCCCUUACCCUUGUUGGUGGGUACUUUGGAGCCAAGGCUCCUCAUAUCGAGUUCCCAGUUAGAACCAAUCAAAUUCCUAGGGAAAUCCCACCACAAAAAUACCCAUCUUGGCUGUUAGUUCUUGGUGCUGGCACACUUCCCUUUGGCACCCUCUUCAUUGAGCUCUUUUUCAUCAUGUCUAGCAUUUGGAUGGGUCGUGUCUACUACGUUUUCGGGUUUCUCUUCAUUGUUAUGAUCCUUCUUGUCGUUGUUUGUGCUGAGGUAUCUCUUGUUCUGACCUAUAUGCAUCUCUGUGUGGAGGACUGGAAAUGGUGGUGGAAGUCCUUCUUUGCCUCUGGUUCAGUUGCCAUUUACAUUUUCUUGUACUCAGUAAACUACCUUAUCUUUGAUCUGAAGAGUUUGAGUGGACCUGUGUCUGCCACUCUCUACUUGGGAUACUCACUCUUCAUGGUUCUAGCAAUCAUGCUCGCAACCGGCACAGUUGGGUUCCUUUCUUCAUUCUGGUUCGUGCACUACUUGUUCUCUUCAGUGAAGCUUGACUGAAGAAUGUUUCCAGCAAAGAUUGGGAAUCGAGAAAGCAAGAAAAAGCAAGGAAAUUUACAGGAGUUGUUCUACUAUGUGUUACUUCAUUUUUAAAUUUGGUAGGGAACUUAGUCAAAUGUAAUAACUAAUAACAAUGAUUCGUCCAGUUUUGUUAUUAUUCUUUAAUAGAUGAACCUCAUGGCAUAUUAUAGAUAUGAUAUUGGAGUUAUUUGCA
Molecule: messenger RNA, 2380 nt
Organism: Humulus lupulus (European hop)
Lineage: Eukaryota; Viridiplantae; Streptophyta; Magnoliopsida; Rosales; Cannabaceae
Product: transmembrane 9 superfamily member 11
Exons: 2
Coding region: 196-2166 (656 amino acids)
Biological process (GO): protein localization to membrane
Cellular component (GO): membrane
Source: RefSeq, a predicted model, not a curated record